AUGUCUGAGCCAUGUACUGUAGGAUGGGAGGAAUCUCAUUCUGCAGAACCUUUCCUUCUAUGGGUCAAAAGGACAAUGCAUACCUUGCUAACGUUUCUGAUUUUAUUCUUGGCAUCUGAUGGAUCCCAUGCCCAGACGUGCACAACAACAGUCACAUCAUCCCUGACUUAUUUAGUGGACACAACAGGGUCAAUGUAUGAUGACCUCCAGCAGUUAAGUUUGGUGAAUAAUUGGAUACUUGAUCAAACAACGGCAAGAUUUCCAUGCGGAGUGCGGCAGUAUACAAUGGUUGAAUUCAACGACCCAACAUUUGGACCAGCAAGGGUGACAAGUUCAAUAGAUGAGUUUAAGACAUUUUUCAAUAAACUCACUGUUUCGGGUGGAGGCGACUGCCCAGAAUUAGCAAUGAAUGGGCUCAAAUUGGCUUUAGAUAAAUCUCCACCUGGAUCUUCCAUUCUGGUGCUCACAGAUGCAUCUGCUAAGGAUUACAAUGUUGUCUCCAUUCUAAACAGCAUACGUUCACUUAUCCUUACUAAACAGUCACAGGUUAUCUUUUUGAUUACAGGGCUUUGCUCUGGUUUAAAUGAUCCAAAGUUCCUUAUUUACAGAGAUAUUGCUUCUCUGAGUUAUGGACAUAUUUUUCAAAUUAGCCUCUCAGAUCUGGGCAAGGUAUUUAAUUAUCUGGAUUUCACUCUUUCAAGACCUGUUAACAGUACAGUAAAAGUUUUGUAUGAAUACUAUAAUGACAUCAGUCACUGUGAUGACUUUUCAGUAACAAGUAACUUCUCUACCUUACUGGUGAUCACUGAUGGACCGAUUAACUCAAUAAGAGUUCUUGGACCUGACUCUAAAGACCCAAACCCAAAGACAAUUGUGUCUGAAAAGUGGGGAUCACUGUAUGAGAUUAGAAAGCCCAGCAAAGGAGCAUGGACCAUAUGUGUUGUUUCUACUGGCCCCCAUGCUGUUCAAGUGGAGGGAUUAACUGCUACCAACACUUCAGUGACUGAACGCUGCUCAGACUGUCAUGCCGAUGCUAUAUGUGAAGCGUAUCUUGACCUAUUCGAAUGUACCUGUAAAGAUGGAUACGUUGGAGAUGGCUUCUCAUGCUUAGAUGAUGAUGAAUGUGCCUACCCGUGGUUAAACAACUGUACUUAUGGAUAUUGUGAAAAUACUAAUGGCUCCUAUGACUGUGUGUGUCCUGCUGGCUACACAAAAGGAGAAGGAGACACUUGUGUUGACAUUGAUGAGUGUUCUAGUCCAGAACUAAAUGGCUGUCAUCCAUCAGCAACUUGUGUUAAUUAUGUAGGAACCUACACAUGUCAGUGUCCACCUGGAGUCCCUGGCGAUGGAUUUAACUGUGAAACUGAUCCAUGUGCCAGAGAUGUUUGCGGGAGUAGUAAGGAGUGCAUUCCAAAUGGCAGCUCCUAUUUUUGCUCUGAUCCAUGUGUCAAUCACACUGUUCUUGAUGAACCCUGGAGAAGUACGGCUAAUGAUUUAUAUGUGAAUAUCAAAUGUGACAAUGACAAAAAUGGAUGGUAUCGCUUCAUUGGAAGUGGAGGAAUACGCAUGCCGGAGUUCUGUGUUCCAGAAAAUAGGUGUAGCACCCAUGCGUCAAUGUGGUUAAAUGGAUCACAUCCCGCUCCAACUGAUGGUAUUGUCAGUCGCACAGGUUGUGCUCACUGGGGAGGAAAUUGUUGCCGGUAUUCAUCAACUAUACAAAUUAAGGCUUGUCCUGGUGGAUACCAUAUUUAUAAGCUGAUAAGUACACCAGCCUGCUCCUUAGCAUAUUGUACAGAUCCCAGUUCACUUAAUGGUGAAUGCUUAUGUGCUCCUGAUGAGGAAUGCAGAUUUGUUUCUGGAUCCCAUGGGUGCUACUGCAAUGACAAUAGGACAAUAUCUGCUUUCUCAGACUUAAGGCCAACUGUGAGCUGUGGAACACAAAGCAUGAAAACAACUUUCCGCAAAUGUGAGCUCAGGGCUCUGAACAUUGACGUCAAGGAUAUAAUACUCGCAGACGGUUCCUGCUUCAAUGUCCUGAAUGAUAAUAAUACCAACACAUAUUCAGUUCUGUCCACUCUGCAAGCAGGGAACUGUGGGAUGAAGUUUAUUACAAAUGGAACCCAUGCCUCUUACAUGAACAGUUUUGAGUUUUACUUUGUACUUCCCGGGAACAUUAUUAGAGAUAAGCUGAUAACGACUUCAACUUGUAUUUACCCGCUUGAUAUGAGGCUUAGUCUACAAACUGCCCUGAAUCCCAUUAUCAGCUCUACAAAUAUUUCUAUUAACGGCACUGGACAGUUUAAGGCUCACAUGGCGGUUUAUAACGGCAGUGACUAUAAAUAUCCAUAUGAAGGAACCCAAGUUGAUAUAUACACCAAAACGGUGAUUUAUAUUGGAGUAUUCCUUGAGGGGCCUGAUCCAUCUCAGUAUGCUAUGGUACUGAAAAACUGCUACGCUACUCCAUCAAACAAUCCAGAUGAUCUAAGGAAAUAUUAUAUCAUCCAAAACAGGUGCCCCAGCACAAUUGAUAACACUGUCAGCAUAGCAGAAAAUGGCUUAUCUAGCCAAGCACGGUUCUCUUUUGAAAUGUUUGCAUUUGUCGGGGAUCAUAAGCAAGUCUAUCUGCACUGUGAGAUCUAUGCGUGUAACAACAGGACCACCGUUUGCUCACCUACAUGCUCUGGAGCCCGUGCUUUGGAUGUAACCACAGAAAAUACCUUUAACCUGAAACUUGGACCAUUCAACAGGCUGGCAUUUCCAGCCGGAACGGAUUGGAGCAGGGGAGUAAAGAAGCACCCGGUGACGAACGAUCCUUUUCCCAUCCCACCUCUCCGCCGCUCACUCGCUCAACCGCAUCUUAAUCUGCUGCUACAGUCAGCCUACGGCCAGCACUGCCUGGCCCUCAGCUACUUGGUGCCACCAGGAUUUACCACACGAGAAUCCAGUACUCCCAGAGGGACAGGCAAGGGCACCAAACAUACAGUAUACACAAGGAAGGAGCUGAACGGUUCAGAACCAGAAAACAUUGGCAGAAUUGUGAGGCAAACUCAUGGUGAGGAACAAGCCAGGUCAUAA
Molecule: messenger RNA, 3075 nt
Organism: Xenopus laevis (African clawed frog)
Lineage: Eukaryota; Metazoa; Chordata; Amphibia; Anura; Pipidae
Product: uromodulin-like
Exons: 17
Coding region: 1-3075 (1024 amino acids)
Source: RefSeq, a predicted model, not a curated record